Molecule: messenger RNA, 663 nt
Organism: Olea europaea var. sylvestris
Lineage: Eukaryota; Viridiplantae; Streptophyta; Magnoliopsida; Lamiales; Oleaceae
Exons: 5
Coding region: 70-663 (197 amino acids)
Cellular component (GO): Golgi apparatus
Molecular function (GO): antiporter activity; GDP-fucose transmembrane transporter activity
Source: RefSeq, a predicted model, not a curated record
CUUUUUCUAGCCAGUCUACCAGUUCAAAAAUUUCUCUAUCACAACUCCACCUUUUCACUCUCUUUCCCCAUGGUUUCCAUGGAAGAAUCCUCCAAGAAUCUGCAGCUUCCGGUUUCUGAUUCCACCGCUGGCGGCAAAGGUAGCAAGAAAAGCCCCACCAUGACAAGGAAAGGUGCCUGUGCUGCCAUUUCUUACAUGGCUUGUGCUGUUCUAUUGGUAAUAUUCAACAAAGCAGCACUUUCUUCGUAUAAUUUUCCAUGUGCAAACGUCAUUACACUUUUUCAGAUGCUUUGUUCAUGUUUGUUUCUCUACGCAUUGAGAUGUUGGAAGAUUAUUUCUUUCACAUCCGAUCAAACACUCGGCUUGACCAAUCACCCGGCGAAACUUGUACCACUGAAGUCUAUAAUUCAUACCCUUCCUUUGGCAAUUUCAUAUUUGCUUUACAUGGUCAUCUCAAUGGAAUCUAUACGCGGGAUCAAUGUCCCUAUGUACACGGCCCUUAGACGGACAACUGUUGCUUUUACAAUGAUGGUGGAGUAUAUUUUGCUGGGACAGAAACAUUCGCAGUAUGUUGUAGGCAGUGUAGGAACAAUCUUUUUUCCUUCAUAUCUUUACUUUUCUCAUCCACCACAUAAAGAAUUCCCAACAUUUGAUUUUUUAUGA